AUGGAAGUUGAAGAGUAUCGCGUUCACUGUGCGUACAGCGUUCUUGAUCAGCCUCUGCGUGUCGACAUCCCAACUGAGUCUCUCUCUCUAUCUAUCUCUCUCUAUCUCUCUCUCUCUCUCUCUCUCUCUCUGCCCUUCGCGGCGUUGAAUCAAAGAAUUUAUAUCCGUCGUCAUGGUUUGAAAUGGAUAAUAAGUAUGGAAAAUCUCAGAAUAAGUUGCAGUUGGAAAUACUCCAAAAAACAAUGGUGGUUUACUUUUAGUCACACUGGCACUCUUCAACUCACUUCUCUUAACAGUCAAAUUGAAAUCACUACGUCACUAAGUAGUUUCUUUUUUUUUCAUUUUCGUCACUUUCAGGCAAUAAUAUCUUAUGAGAACGACCAAAGGAUAAUUCCGUUUACCGCAAAACCUUUGCCAAACAUUUCUGAGAAUAAUAAGAUGGUCUAUUUCAUCAUUUCGAAUUAUGUGCUUGACACAAUGCUCUUUUCGGCACAUGAAAAUAAUGUUUUCAAAUACACAGUAAACAGAGAAAAUCUUCCAGACGGCAGUCAUGAAUUUUUCCAUACCACAUGUCCUGAUUCAUUUUGCAUUGGUACAAUUCUGCCGCAGUUUGCAGUUACCUUCCCAAACACAACAAUUGAAAUUUACUUUUCAACAUUUGAUCGUCCCCGGACAUAUUUUUACCCAGAUAAGAUUCAAAUGAGCAUUCCCACACAACUUCAAUUUUCUACGCUCCAAUCCAACUUGAAAAAGACCACCGUCUUUAAUGUUUAUUUGAAUGUCUCAACACUAGUGAAGGCUCAAUUCAAAGAAAACAAGUUUUAUUUGUCUAUCGCAAACAUCAGUUUCAUAUUUGGUCAACUUUCGGGGCCUUACGCAGACAAGUUUGAUGUGGCAAAGGUUGAAAAAGGCUUACAAACGAUGUUUAACGAAUUAACACCAUUUAUAAACAGCAUUGGAACCACUGUUAUACCCCUUAUACUUCCCCAGCAGACAUCUAUCUUUAAUCCAGAAUUUCGUAUUGUGAAUGUAAGCAUCAUUUUCAUUUCUGCAUGUUAG
This is a messenger RNA of Acanthosepion pharaonis, 1059 nucleotides long. NCBI's taxonomy places the organism in Eukaryota, Metazoa, Mollusca, Cephalopoda, Sepiida, Sepiidae. The record is from the annotation of a GenBank genome assembly.